Messenger RNA from Nicotiana tabacum (common tobacco), 845 nucleotides. RefSeq names its product cucumber peeling cupredoxin. Lineage: Eukaryota; Viridiplantae; Streptophyta; Magnoliopsida; Solanales; Solanaceae. The record is from RefSeq and is a predicted model, not a curated record. Gene Ontology annotation, molecular function: electron transfer activity. Gene Ontology annotation, cellular component: plasma membrane.
CACUUCCUCAGUUCUGAUAGGAUUUCUUCCAAAAAUCUUCUUUAAAAAGAAAAGCAACCAAAAAACAGAGACAUGGACAUGAUUAUGCGCAUGGUUCUGUUUGGUGCUUUAGCCUUGGCAAGUUUGGUUCAACUCACGACAGCCCAAACGGCGCAUGUGGUCGGGGACAACGAAGGUUGGACCAUACCAAGUAGUGGCGCAUCAGCUUACACAAACUGGGCUGCUGGAAAAACCUUUAUGGUUGGUGACACUUUAGUUUUCAAUUUUAUGACCAACACACAUGACGUAUUACAAGUACCAAAAGCCUCGUUCGAUGGGUGCAGUUCACAAAAUGCCAUAGGCAGUGCUAUAGUGAGUGGACCAGCAAAUGUAACUCUUGACUCUGCUGGAGAACGCUAUUACAUUUGCACUUUUGGCCGGCAUUGCCAAAAUGGCCAGAAAUUGGCCAUUACAGUAUCCAGCAGUACUGGUACUCCAGGAGCCAACCCACCUACAUCAUUUGCUGCUGGACCUUCAGGUUCUGUUCCUGGUGGUAUUGCUCCUCCUCCUCCUCCUUCAUCCUCAACGACCGUGUUUGCCAGUUUCCUGCUCGGUUUAUCCUCGAUUGCCUUGGCCAUUUUUCUUUAAAUUAGCCGAUCGAAUUGAGGAGGUUGUUGAGUUUUCUCUUUAAUACAUUGGAGUUUAUACUACGAUUAAAAUAACUUGCGAUGGACCAAUUUUUAAUUUUGUAUACCAGCUUGUAUUGGAUUCAGUUUUGUUUUAGCCACUGAUUGUUUUAGUGAUAUUUUAUGAAAUAAUUGUACUAGUAUUUUUGCAAUCAUCUGUAGAGAUUAUUUUGAUCGGCA